ACUUUUGUAACUUGUUGAUUAACUAGUUAGACUUUCUAGUCUCUGGUAGUUGGUACAUUACAUUGUACAAUAACAUUAAAGAAAAAUCCCGACGUGUUCAAUAUUGAAUAUUCUAUAAUUCUAAUUGAAAAUGUUUAAGUAUUUUAUAUAAUAAUUUAUAUAUGAAGCAACAUGAAAAAGAUAUUGUUUAAUAUAUGUUUUAUGGGACUUCUCUUUAUCGGACUUGUUAAUGGUUUAAACAAGAGGUGUAUGAGAUGUAGAUCAAGAGGAGAACUUGGGUCAUGUGGAGACCCAUUUCCAACAAAUGUUACAGAAACAGAGACUCAGAUAGGGAUACACAUUGUUGCAUGCCCUUCUGGAUGGUGUGGAAAAAUGAUUGAGGGUACCACAGGGGCAUUUAGGACAGAUGAUUAUGGUGCGGCAACACAAAGAAUGUGUCUUCAGAGAUCUCCAAGCGAUGAUGAGGAAAGAUGUGCUUACACUAUGUGGAACCAUAGAAAAGUGUACAUGUGUUUCUGUAAUGGGGACCUUUGUAACGCUGCAGACAAAGCUACUUCAUUCCAUUCUAUGCUCCUCAUAAGUAUUCUAGUUCUUAUUUACAAUGUUACAGCUGCUAUGUAGUCUUUCUCCCUUUAGAUUGAAUAGAAUUGUUGUAAUGGCUCAAAAUAUGAAUACUCUGUGAUAUUUUAUAUGUACUUAAUAUCAUUACUGAAUUUAUAUGUUGAUACUCAAUUUAAUUGUAUACCUUUACACUAUUUGGUAGUUGCGAAUGGCUUUUAACAAGUGGUUUUUGUGUCAUCUUUAAAACAGAUUUUCCUCUUUAAUUGUUUACAACUAAACUCAAGAAUGGUCAAACAAAUAGUGGUCUAAACUUCUUUUUUAAAACAGGUAAUCAUUCUAUUCAAUUAUUGCUACUUGCAUGAUCCUUAGAUCUCAAAUCUUGUAAAGACGGCAAGGGUACAAUUAAGUCUUAAGACUUAGUGAUAAGUAGGGCUACCAUAUGCCAAAAAUAUUAAUCUUGACAUACAAAAGUCACAGUCCCUACCAUAUGGGGUAUAUGAUACCCUAAGAGUAUGUAUAUGGAGUAUACUAUUUGGUAUAGUAUUAUGACAUAACUAUACCAUAUAGUAGUCACCUGGACAAGAUCUCUUAAAAGGGAUAAGGGUGCUUUCCUGAUUAUUUCAGUUAUUGUAAUGCAAAAAGUUUUACGGAAAUAUUUGUAUUGUCAUAAAACCAGCUUAAUGUUCAAUUUAAGUUCCUGUGUAACUCUUUGAACCCAAGAAUCUCUCAAGACCAUUUAGAUUAUGUUAGAAAACACAUUUAGAAGAAACAAUACACUGAUAGCUUAUUGUAACUUUCAUAAUCUUAAUUAUAUUUUUAUCUUCUAAUAUUUUAAUAAAACAACUUAGGUCAUGUCAUUAACUACUCGUUAAAUAGCUAUUUGUGAGAUCUGAUAUACUCCGUCCAUUUCUUGUGAUAGUUUUAAAAUAUUUUCUUAAGCAUUUUUUACUGUUAUAGAUAAAAAUAUGUAAAUAGAUUAGGAGCAAUUUGAUGUGUUCAAGUGUAUUUAUAAUAAAAGAUUUUUAGUA
Molecule: messenger RNA, 1589 nt
Organism: Pieris napi
Lineage: Eukaryota; Metazoa; Arthropoda; Insecta; Lepidoptera; Pieridae
Gene: rtv
Exons: 4
Coding region: 172-621 (149 amino acids)
Biological process (GO): positive regulation of voltage-gated potassium channel activity; sleep; regulation of synaptic transmission, cholinergic
Source: RefSeq, a predicted model, not a curated record